CUCUCUGUUUCUUUCCCAUUUUCUUUGCUUCUCUCUUUCGAUCUUGAUCUCCAUCGUCAAUGGCGAAAUCUCACCUGCAUUCAGUGGCAUCACAAGUGAGGGUUGUUCUCAGAGUGCGCCCCUUCCUCCCUUGCGAGACCCAAUCCAAAGAAAAGGGCGUAGUGCCUUGUGUCUCUGUCCUUGAUUCGGAGAACGGCACUGGUGAAGAGGAGGUCACUGUUCAUCUGAAAGAUCAAUGGACCAGCCGAAAGGAGUGCUACAAGUUGGAUGCUUUCUUCAACCAAGAAAACAGUGUGGAUGAGAUCUUUAAAUCCGAGGUCUCUGCGGUGAUUCCUGGCAUCUUUCGGGGGUUCAAUGCUACAAUCUUUGCUUAUGGUGCCACUGGAAGUGGAAAGACAUACACAAUGCAGGGCACUGAAGAAGAACCUGGCCUCAUUCCAUUGGCCAUGUCAAGCAUUCUGUCCAUGUGCCGAGGGUCAGAGUGCUCGGUGGAGAUUUCUUACUAUGAAGUUUAUAUGGACCGAUGCUAUGAUUUGUUAGAGCCCAAGACAAAGGAGAUCCUUCCUCUCGAUGACAAGGAAGGGCGUGUUCAGCUCAAAGGCCUUUCUUGGGUUCCUGUGCAUUCUAUGGAUGAGUUCAAUGAGGUCUUUUCCACUGGGAUUCAGAGGAGAAAAGUGGCACACACUGGCUUGAAUGAUGUCUCUAGUAGGAGCCAUGGAGUGCUCACCAUUGCGGUCUCCAAUGGUGCUGUCAGGGGGAAGCUCAAUCUGAUAGACUUAGCAGGUAAUGAAGAUAACAGAAGAACUGGUAAUGAAGGGAUCCGACUCAUGGAAAGUGCGAAGAUCAAUCAAUCCUUGCUUGCGUUGUCCAAUGUCAUAUAUGCUCUGAACAAUAACGAGCCACGGGUUCCAUACAGAGCUAGCAAGCUGACGCGUGUGCUGCAGGACUGUCUGGGAGGAACAAGUCGUGCUUUGAUGAUUGCUUGCAUUAAUCCAUCAUCAUAUCAGGAAGCUGUUCAUACUGUCAGCUUGGCUGCUCGCUCUCGCCAGGUUGUAAACUAUGUGGAUGGUGCCAAAGAGAAGGAGACUCCGACAGUGAAGGUGGACAUGGAAGCAAAGUUAAGACUCUGGCUGGAAUCCAAAGGCAAGUCUAAAAGUGUAAACAGAAUGAAUGGACCUUGUUCUCCCUUCUUUGGGAGGACGCCAAACUCUACACACUACCAUAAAAAAGCAGGAUCAAUUCAAUCUUCUGUAAAAACAAAAGCCUCUGAAAAUGGUGUUUCUGAGAGUAAGGGCAGGAGACUAUUUGAUUCGGCAUUGUCAACUACAGCAGCAAAUGAGGUUGUUGUUCAAGAUGCUGCCUCUGUGGAUACAAUGCCACUAGUACAAGAAGCUACAGAAGGAUGUGAGCUUCAUGAUAAUGCUGUGAGAGGCUUACCUUUGGAUGAUGCAUUGUCACAUUACUCUCCAAUGAGGAGUAUUGCAUCACUGCAGAUUAGUGACAAAUCAGAAGUGCCACCAAAUACUCUUAGAAAAGUUUUAUCACCAAUUUCCAACAACAUUACUCCGAACAAGCAUUCAGCAUCUGAUUUACUAGACACACAUUCAAUUAAGAAUGAACUAAAUUCCUCAGUACAUCAAAAUCCUGGAACACCCUUGAUAAGGAAGAACCAGUUGCAAGAACUGCAGAAGUCCCUCCAAAAAGUUCUUUCCCCAGUUCUUAAUAGUUCUGCACAAAAUGAGAAUCUAAUGUCUAAUAAAAUAUGUGUAGUUCUGUUAGAUCCAAAGGCUCCGAAAACUCCCCAUGUUAUAUUCAGUGACCAUGAUGAAGUUGGAAUGAACAACUCCCCUCUAGGCAAAUUCAAUGCAUCUAACUCUAAUUUGAAGGAGUCGUUAGUGCAAGAAUAUCUAGAAUUCCUGAAUGUGGCCAGCAAGGAACAGCUAAUGAAAUUAAAGGGAAUUGGUGAGAGGAGAGCCGAAAACAUACUCCAACUACGAGAACACUCACCGAAACCUUUGAAAUCGCUUUCUGAUUUGGAGAAGAUAGGACUUUCUUCCAAACAGGUGUAUGGAUUGUUGAGAGGACACGCUAGAGAAAUGUUUGCUUGAGAAAAGGAGCCAUUGAUGCUAUAUAUACUUUAUCAAUGUAAUUGCAAUUUGUGGCAACAUGUGAGUUGCUUCUUUUUAUUAGAUAUUAUUGUAUGAGUUGCUAUGUUGUUUAAAUGUGUUGUGUACUAUAGUCAUAAUUAGUCUUCUUGUUGAUUUCUCUUGUUGGAUUGGAAUCAUUGGAUUGGAUUUAUUUUUAA
Messenger RNA from Dioscorea cayenensis subsp. rotundata (Guinea yam), 2305 nucleotides. Its product is annotated as kinesin-like protein KIN-10C. Gene Ontology annotation, biological process: mitotic spindle organization; microtubule-based movement. NCBI's taxonomy places the organism in Eukaryota, Viridiplantae, Streptophyta, Magnoliopsida, Dioscoreales, Dioscoreaceae. The record is from RefSeq and is a predicted model, not a curated record. The transcript is spliced from 15 exons. The coding region runs from base 60 to 2108 and encodes 682 amino acids. Gene Ontology annotation, molecular function: microtubule motor activity; ATP binding; microtubule binding.